AUGUCAUCAACGUCUCUAGACAAGACUCGUUUUGUGGUCGACCAAGAUUUAAGUCUCCCAGGGAUGGGAGGCUUCUUUUUGAACGUUUUCCGCGGCUUGAUUUGUUUCUCAGUUAGAGAAAAGGCUUGUAUCUACAACCCUAGCACAAAACGACUCUUGACCUUACCCCCCAUAAAAUGCGACAUCAUAGUUGAACAAGGUCAAAACAAGGAUACCAAAUACUAUAUCGGACACGACCCCGUUAGUGAUCAAUACAAAAUAUUCUGCACAAUUGCGAUAUCCUCCACAAUUUUCGCCAAUAUCAAGUCAGAGCAUUGGGUGUUCGCAAUAGAAGCUGGAGGUUCGUGGAAAAAGGUUGUUCAUUUGGAAAAUGAUCAUGCCCCUCUCUUACGAGGACGGGCAAUCAAUGGAUCAGUAAUACGUUAUAUGGCUUUGCUUGAUAUGUAUACUUGUGCGGUUGUGAGUUUUGACGUUAGGUCUGAAGAGUUGACUAUCUUCCCUAUACCUAGAUUACUCGGCGAUGUGGAUGUGUCUAUGUAUGCAAUUAUACACAAGGCGAAUAUUAUAGAGUAUGGAGAAAAAUAG
Messenger RNA from Arabis nemorensis, 585 nucleotides. The record is from the annotation of a GenBank genome assembly. NCBI's taxonomy places the organism in Eukaryota, Viridiplantae, Streptophyta, Magnoliopsida, Brassicales, Brassicaceae.